Molecule: messenger RNA, 2934 nt
Organism: Gastrolobium bilobum
Lineage: Eukaryota; Viridiplantae; Streptophyta; Magnoliopsida; Fabales; Fabaceae
Product: nitrate reductase [NADH] 2-like
Exons: 4
Coding region: 101-2779 (892 amino acids)
Biological process (GO): nitric oxide biosynthetic process; nitrate assimilation
Molecular function (GO): heme binding; molybdenum ion binding; molybdopterin cofactor binding
Source: RefSeq, a predicted model, not a curated record
UCAAAUUAACGUAGAGAAAAACAAACUCUCAUGUUCAUAUAAUUCCUCAAUUAACCCAAAGAAAGAAAAAAAAAAAAGUCCCUAAUCUAUCCCUCUCCAAAUGGCGGCUUCGGUUGACAACCGUCAAUACAGUGUCCUCGAACCCCACAUAAACGGCGUCGUUCGUACCGCCACCGCCACCCACCGCUCCGAUUUCAAACCACCUUUGCUUUUGGAUUUGGAUUCCUCCAGCAGCGACGACGAACAAAACGACGACGCUUCCAACCUUAAAGACCUCAUACGAAAGGCGAACGCGGAGGUGGAGCCCUCAGUGUUGGACCCACGCGACGGCGGAACCGCCGAUCACUGGGUCCACCGCAACGCCUCCAUGCUCCGCCUCACAGGGAAACACCCCUUCAACUCAGAGGCACCACUCCAACGCCUCAUGCACCACGGAUUCAUCACCCCGGUUCCACUCCACUACGUCCGCAACCACGGUCAAGUCCCAAAGGCUCGCUGGGAGGACUGGACCAUCGAGGUCACCGGUUUAGUCAAGCGGCCCGACCGGUUCACCUUGGACCGGCUCAUCCGCGAGUUCCCAAGCCGCGAGUUUCCCGCGACUCUGGUCUGUGCUGGGAACCGCCGCAAGGAGCAGAGCAUGGUGAAGGAAAUCAUCGGGUUCAACUGGGGCGCCGCCGCGGUCUCCACCUCGGUGUGGCGCGGCGUUCCUCUCCGGCAAGUGCUACGGCGGUGUGGGAUCUACGCGCGGACGAAGGGUGCGCUUCAUGUUUGCUUCGAGGGUGCUGAGGAUCUCCCAGGGGGUGGUGGGUCCAAGUAUGGAACGAGCAUAAAGAGGGAGAUUGGAAUGGAUCCUUCGCGUGACAUCAUCAUCGCUUACAUGCAAAACGGUGAGCUUUUGGCGCCGGAUCAUGGGUUCCCCGUUCGCAUGAUCAUACCCGGUUUCAUCGGUGGCCGCAUGGUGAAAUGGCUCAAACGUAUCGUCGUUACUACAGAGGAGAGUGACAGUUAUUACCAUUACAAGGACAAUAAAGUACUUCCCUCCCACGUUGAUGCUGAACUUGCCAAUGCUGAAGCCUGGUGGUACAAGCAAGAGUAUAUAAUCAACGAGCUCAACAUAAACUCGGUGAUAACAACGCCUUGUCAUGAGGAGAUCUUGCCCAUCAACUCAUGGACUACGCAGAGGCCUUAUGUACUUAAAGGCUACGCAUAUUCCGGGGGUGGAAGGAAAGUGACACGAGUUGAGGUAACAGUGGACGAUGGAAAUACGUGGUACGUGUGCACGUUGGACCACCCUGAGAAACCCAACAAAUAUGGCAAGUACUGGUGUUGGUGCUUCUGGUCAUUGGAGGUGGAGGUGCUGGACCUUCUUGCGGCCAGAGAGAUUGCUGUCCGCGCGUGGGACGAGGCCCUCAACACCCAGCCUGAGAACCUCAUUUGGAAUCUUACGGGCAUGAUGAACAACUGCUGGUUCAAGGUGAAAACCAAUGUGUGCAAGCCACACAAGGGUGAGAUUGGCAUAGUGUUUGAACAUCCAACCCAACCAGGUAACCAAUCUGGUGGUUGGAUGGCAAAGGAAAGACACCUCGAGAAAUCACAAGAGCCAGACCCAACCCUCAAGAAGAGUGUCUCAACGCCAUUCAUGAACACCACCUCAAAAAUGUACUCCAUGUCCGACGUUAAAAAACACACCAACCCCGAUUCCGCUUGGAUCAUCGUCCACGGCCACGUCUACGAUUGCACCCGCUUCCUCAAAGAUCACCCCGGCGGAACCGACAGCAUCCUCAUCAACGCCGGCACCGACUGCACGGAGGAGUUCGACGCCAUCCAUUCCGACAAAGCCAAGAAAAUGAUCGAAGAUUACAGAAUCGGCGAGCUCAUGACCACAGGCUACACCUCAGACACAUCAUCGCCAAAUAACUCCGUGCAUGGAAACUCUGACACAAUCCAUUUAGCCCCCAUUAAGGAAAUCAUCACAACACCACUUCAUAACGUAGCUCUUAACCCACGCGAGAAAAUCCCAUGCAAGCUCGUGUCCAAAACUUCCAUUUCCCACAAUGUGAUACUCUUCCGUUUUGCGUUACCAUUCGAGGACCAAAUAUUGGGGUUGCCAGUGGGAAAGCACAUAUUCUUAUGUGCCACAAUAGACGAGAAGCUAUGCAUGCGAGCCUACACUCCAACGAGCAGCGUUGAUGAAGUGGGGUACUUUGAUUUAGUAGUCAAGGUUUACUUAAAAAACGUGCACCCCAAGUUCCCUAAUGGUGGUCUCAUGUCUCAGCACUUGGAUUCUCUACCUAUUGGUUCUUUCUUGGACGUGAAAGGUCCACUAGGUCACAUCGAAUACACUGGUAGAGGCAACUUUUUGGUUCACGGAAAGCACAAGUUUGCAAAGAGGCUAGCCAUGUUAGCUGGUGGGACUGGAAUCACACCCAUUUACCAAGUGGCUCAAGCGAUUCUUAAGGACCCCGAGGACCACACGGAAAUGAACGUGGUGUAUGCAAACCGCACUGAGGAUGAUAUAUUGCUAAGGGAUGAACUCGAUGCGUGGGCGAAGAAUUUUGCACGGUUUAAGGUGUGGUACGUGGUGCAAGAAAGCAAAAGGGAAGGGUGGGAAUACAGUGUGGGGUUCGUCACGGAGAGUAUCCUGAGGGAGCAUGUUCCAGAGGCAUCAGAGGAUACCUUGGCAUUAGCUUGUGGUCCACCACCUAUGGUUCAGUUUGCGGUGCAGCCCAAUUUGGAGAAAAUGGGGUAUGACAUCAAGAACAAUUUGCUGUUGUUUUAGGGCAUAUACGGCUAGUGUUGUAUGUAAUGUGUAUUAUUUGUGUAUCAGCUUAAUUAUUAUUGGAGUAUCUCUUAUUUCUUUCUUUUUUAAGAAAUUAAAAAAAUGAAAAAUUGUAUAUGGAUUGUGUGACACGCUUAACUCUCCUUCCUUUUUCA